AUGAAGAUAGACGAGGUUCUGUACAGCAUCACUGAAAAGGUUAAAAAUUUUGCACUUAUUUAUCUUGGGGAUAUUACAGAAGUAAUGUAUGAAUUAUAUUACCCAUGUACUGUCAUGUUUUUCUUCAGAAACAAACAUAUUAUGACUGAUUUGGGCACUGGGAACAAUAUCAACUAGGCCAUGGAAGACAAGUAAGAAAUGACUGACAUCAUAGAGACUGUGUACCAUGGCACCUGCAAAGGCGGAGAUCUGGUGGUGUCUCCCAAGGACUAUUCUACAAAGUACAGAUACUGA
Molecule: messenger RNA, 294 nt
Organism: Peromyscus eremicus (cactus mouse)
Lineage: Eukaryota; Metazoa; Chordata; Mammalia; Rodentia; Cricetidae
Product: thioredoxin-like protein 4A
Exons: 1
Biological process (GO): mRNA splicing, via spliceosome
Cellular component (GO): spliceosomal complex; U4/U6 x U5 tri-snRNP complex; U5 snRNP
Source: RefSeq, a predicted model, not a curated record